Clunio marinus is the source of this 702-nucleotide messenger RNA. NCBI's taxonomy places the organism in Eukaryota, Metazoa, Arthropoda, Insecta, Diptera, Chironomidae. The record is from the annotation of a GenBank genome assembly.
AUGGAAGUUCUACGACAGAAACCAGAUUCGAAGUUAAAUUCAUUUGAGUCCGAAGCUUUGCUGAAGUGGGUGGACAGCUUCGAACUGUCGCGUUGUUGCAAGAAAUUAAAUCGUGACUUUUCCGAUGCAGUGCUACUGGCAGAAAUUUUAAAAAUUGAAUUUCCCUGCCUUGUUGAUAUUCACAAUUACAAUGGAUGUUUUGCGGUGACAGAAAAAAAGAAAAACUGGGAAGUGUUAAAUCGAAAAGUGUUAAAAAAGUUGCAGUUUUAUUUGAAGCCGGAUGAUAUUGAAAAGCUUGCUAAAGCAGAAACAAAUUACAUCGAUGAAAUUCUUUUUCGACUCAUGAUUAAAAUCAAACAAAUCAAAAGCAACACGAACAGCAGUUUGCUUAGUGGAAGUUCAGAUGAACAGAUGUCAGAUAUCAUGACAAUCAAGAUUGUGAAGCAGAUUGGUGAUCAUUUGGAAGAAAUUCCCCAGGAGAUGAUUAAAUAUUCUGCCUACGAAGAAAUGAUGUGUAAAAUGGAAAAGCAAGAAGAAGUCAUUGAGAAUAUGAAAAUGACUAUCGAUGACUUACAGAAACAACUCAGCUUGAAGAUCCAAUUGAUUGAAGACCUGCAGAAUCAAAUUGAUGAACGAGAAAGUAAAAAGUGUGCUAAAUUUUCCAUCAAAUCAAUCACCCAAUCGUUCUCAAAUUUAUUGUGA